This is a messenger RNA of Dovyalis caffra, 1509 nucleotides long. Lineage: Eukaryota; Viridiplantae; Streptophyta; Magnoliopsida; Malpighiales; Salicaceae. The record is from the annotation of a GenBank genome assembly.
AUGGUGAUCACUACUACUAUAGUAGAUUCUGAUGAGAAUCUGAACUCCACUUUUGCUUCCAGAUAUGUUCGCACUCCACUUCCUAGGUUCAAGAUGCCGGCGAAUUCAAUGCCAAAGGAUGCAGCAUACCAGGUGAUAAGUGAUGAGCUGAUGCUGGAUGGAAAUCCAAGGCUCAACUUAGCAUCUUUUGUAACAACAUGGAUGGAACCUGAGUGUAAUGAUCUCAUCAUGGCUUCCAUUAACAAGAAUUACGUCGACAUGGAUGAAUAUCCUGUUACGACUGAGCUACAGAAUCGAUGUGUAAAUAUGAUAGCCCACCUGUUCAAUGCUCCUGUUGGGGAUAGUGAAACUGCAGUUGGUGUGGGGACUGUGGGAUCAUCAGAGGCAAUAAUGCUGGCCGGAUUAGCUUUUAAAAGGAAGUGGCAGAAUAAGAGGAAAGCAGAGGGCAAACCGUACGAUAAGCCCAACAUAGUCACAGGAGCUAAUGUGCAGGUUUGCUGGGAGAAAUUUGCAAGGUACUUUGAAGUUGAACUGAAGGAGGUGAAGCUGACGGAAGGGUAUUAUGUAAUGGACCCGGUGAAAGCAGCUGAGAUGGUGGAUGAGAACACAAUCUGUGUUGCAGCCAUUUUGGGAUCAACACUUACUGGAGAGUUUGAAGAUGUGAAACUUCUUAAUGAGCUUCUCACCAAAAAGAACAAGGAGACUGGUUGGGAUACGCCGAUUCAUGUUGAUGCUGCCAGUGGAGGGUUCAUUGCUCCUUUCCUUUGGCCUGAUCUUGAAUGGGAUUUCCGUUUGCCAUUGGUGAAGAGCAUCAAUGUUAGUGGUCACAAAUAUGGCCUUGUUUAUGCUGGCGUUGGUUGGGUUGUUUGGAGGACCAAGGAAGACUUGCCAGAUGAGCUAAUAUUUCACAUCAACUACCUUGGAUCUGAUCAACCCACUUUCACCCUCAACUUUUCAAAAGGUUCGAGUCAAAUAAUCGCUCAAUAUUAUCAGUUUAUACGGCUUGGCUUUGAGGGUUACAAAAGUAUCAUUGAGAAUUGCUUGGAGAAUGCAAGAGUGCUGAAAGAUGGAUUAGAAAAAACUGGGCGGUUUGACAUCGUCUCCAAAGACGUUGGGGUGCCUCUUGUGGCCUUUUCUCUAAAAGACAGUAGCAAGCAUACCGUGUUUGAAAUAGCUGAGAGUUUGAGAAGGUUCGGGUGGAUAAUUCCGGCCUAUACAAUGCCAGCUGAUGCCCAAAACAUUGCUGUCCUCCGUGUGGUGGUCAGGGAAGACUUCAGCCGGAGCCUGGCGGAGAGGCUUGUCUUGCACAUUGAGCAAGUUUUGAAGGAAACAGACCUACUUCCUAGCCGCGUUGCCGUUCCAGCAGCGCACAUUGCGGCAACUGUUGACAAAACACGAGAGAACAUGGAAGGUAAGAAGGCUGAUAAAAAGAGUACGAGGGACAUACAUGAGGAAAUCGCUCUGUACUGGAGGCGGCUUGCCAGUGGCAGGAGAGCUGGAGUGUGCUAG